ACCAAAUAAACGACCAUUUUAUGGCCCUACGCUAUCUCCUCAUUCCAGAUUUUCAGUCUCUGCUUCUCUCUCUGUCGCUCACUACGUCAAAUAGAGAGCUGGAUUGAGAGAAACCAUGUUUCAAUCUCGUUUCACCUACGUAGCUCGGACUGUCAAGUCUACAAAAUCCCGCCUUUUCUCCUCCACCAUUGAACCUACAAAACCUCAGUUUCCACAAACCCUAGCUGGCCUCCGCGCCCGUUUAGCCGCCGAAUCUCCUGACCUCUCUGAAUUCAACGACCUCCAAUCCCACGACUGGUAUUCCGUUGAAGUGGGUACGAAGAAAAAACCCCUUCCAAAACCGAAAUGGAUGAAGGAAGCUAUCCCAGGCGGCGAAAAGUAUGUCCAAAUCAAGAAGAAGCUGAGAGAAUUGAAGUUGCAUACCGUUUGCGAGGAGGCCAAGUGUCCGAAUUUGGGGGAGUGCUGGUCUGGCGGCGAGACUGGCACUGCUACUGCCACCAUUAUGAUUCUGGGGGAUACCUGUACUCGUGGUUGCAGAUUUUGCAACGUGAAGACAUCGAGAACUCCUCCUCCACCUGAUCCUGAUGAGCCUACCAAUGUGGCUGAGGCAAUUGCUUCAUGGGGUUUGGACUAUGUGGUGAUUACUAGUGUUGAUCGUGAUGAUUUGCCUGAUCAAGGGAGUGAUCAUUUUGCUCAGACUGUGCAGAAGCUCAAGGCUUUGAAGCCAAACAUGCUUAUAGAAGCAUUGGUUCCUGAUUUUCGAGGAGACUCUGGCUGUGUAGAGAAAGUUGCAAAAUCAGGAUUGGAUGUCUUUGCCCACAAUAUUGAGACAGUUGAAGAACUUCAAAGAGUUGUACGAGAUCAUCGAGCUAAUUUUAGGCAAUCUUUAGAUGUUCUAAUGAUGGCAAAAGAUCAUGCUCCCUCUGGAACACUUACCAAGACUUCCAUAAUGUUAGGCUGCGGGGAAACACCUGAACAAGUUGUGAAAACAAUGGAGAAGGUGAGAGCAGCUGGUGUUGACGUGAUGACUUUUGGUCAAUAUAUGAGACCGACAAAGCGCCAUAUGCCUGUAUCUGAAUACAUUACCCCUGAGGCUUUUGAGAAGUAUAGAACACUUGGCAUGGAAAUGGGAUUCCGUUAUGUGGCCUCUGGUCCCAUGGUCAGAUCAUCAUACAAAGCUGGAGAAUUCUAUAUCAAAUCCAUGAUAGAAUCAGAUCGGGCGGCAUCAUCACAACUUUCUAUCUCUUGAUGAGUGCUCCCCCUCCCUCUCUCCCUCCACAUAACAUCCCAUGUUCAUCACAUUGUGUGUUGCUUGACCAAUGAUUACUUCAGUACAAAUUUAAUUGCUUUACCACUUGUCAAAAGUGAUAUUUUAGAAGCUCAAGUUCAAAGAGGCCAACCCUUCUGUGGCUUGUCAAGGUUAAAUAAGCUCAAGCUCAUUUAAUAUGUUUUGGUUGUAAAUUCGAUCUGUUGUAAUUCAAAAAUUUUCCCCUUCUCCAAUUCUUUCAUAAAUAUUUCAUCCUGUUGGGUUGAUACAUAGUACUGGAUCAUUUUCAAUGAGAUUGACCCAACAUUUCAUGCA
Molecule: messenger RNA, 1582 nt
Organism: Jatropha curcas
Lineage: Eukaryota; Viridiplantae; Streptophyta; Magnoliopsida; Malpighiales; Euphorbiaceae
Product: lipoic acid synthase 1
Biological process (GO): lipoate biosynthetic process
Cellular component (GO): mitochondrion
Molecular function (GO): 4 iron, 4 sulfur cluster binding; lipoate synthase activity
Source: RefSeq, a predicted model, not a curated record